AUGCCUAGUGAACCAAAUCAGAGGAAAGCACAUGAACAGGAAGUUGUGCCAUGGUUAGAUGGUUCUUCAGUGAAACUUUGUCCUAAUUGUGCUAAAGCUUUUAAUCUGACUAGAAGAAAGCAUCACUGUCGUCUUUGUGGGUCAAUAUUGUGCCAUGAUUGCUCGGUGUUUCUAGAUUUAAAUGUAGCAAAAUCCCUAGUAGAUCCAUCGAUACCUCGAACUUCUGAUCAGCCUGACCAAGAAGUUACUGAAAAGACUGGUUUGAGGCUCUGUGAACACUGCUUCAAUCUGAUAGAGCUGCGACGGCAAAUUCAAGAGAGCCGAAAUGCAAAAACUGUUCUGGUUACGGCAUAUGAACAAAUGAGGAGUUUGAUGGACCAAGCCAGGCCUGCUGUUGCUAUGUACGAGAAGAUGUGCCAGAGCCUGUUCGACGGCGAGAGCACAUACGGGCUGUCGGACGUGAACGCGGUGCGCGGCCGCAUCGGCAAGCUGGCCGAGGGCGUUGACCUGCUGAGCAAGCAGAUCGCCGCCCUCCCAGCGGAGCCGGCCACGAGGCAGGCCAAGCUGCACGCCGCCAUCAGGCAGGCGGCGGCGCACUUCAUCAAGGAGGAUCUGUUGUCGCUGCGCAAACUGCCAACCGAGGCGCAGAUAGAGGAGGUGCGCAGGCAGCGGUACGAGCGCGCGCAGAAGCAGAUCCAGAUAGAGAGGGAGAGGAUGGAGAGGGAGAGGGACAGGAGGGGGGAGGAGGGAGCGGCGGGCGGCAGCAGGGCGGAGAGCAGCGGAGAAGUGGACGACGACAACCCCAUAUUGGAGCAGAUGAACAUCAUCCGCGACUACAUAAAGGAGGCGCGGAGGGAGUUGAAAUUCGAAGAGGUCGCCAUUUUGGAGGCAAAUCUAAAGGAACUGAAAAAGGAGUAUCAAUUGCAAAUGCUCUCUAAUAAGUGC
This is a messenger RNA of Iphiclides podalirius (scarce swallowtail), 945 nucleotides long. The record is from the annotation of a GenBank genome assembly. Lineage: Eukaryota; Metazoa; Arthropoda; Insecta; Lepidoptera; Papilionidae.